AGUCAUAUCGAAUUAUUGGUAAAAAAUUUUAAAAAUGAUGCAAACUAAAGAGAAGAAGAAUAAAGAAGAUAGACCUUAUAAGUGUACAUUCUGUGAAAAAGCAUUCCAUAGACUAGAACAUCAAACCAGACACAUCAGAACUCAUACUGGAGAAAAACCCCAUGCUUGUACAUUUACUGGGUGUACUAAACGAUUUAGUAGAUCAGAUGAAUUGACUAGACAUUUACGAAUCCACAAUAAUCCAACUAAUAGAAAAAGAAAGAAUAAAAAUGAAGUUGUAAAUGUCGUGGAGCCAAUUCCUAUUGGUUACCAACAGCAACCAAAUGGAUAUCCAGUCUAUUUUGUCCCACAACCUAACGGAUAUAUGCAACCAGUUGUUCCCCAGCCACAACCAGGACAAAUGAUGCCAAUUCAAGUCCAACCAAUUCACAUGCAACCACAACAAUUACAACAACCACAAAUCUCCAGACCUCAAUCAGCUCAAGCUAUUCCAAUUCCAAACCAUUAUAAACAACAAGGGACAGCUGUAUUUUCAUUACCAUCUUCCCCAACUAACUUUGUUCAACCACAACAACCAUACCCACAACAACAAGUGCAACAACACCUUGCUAGCACAAGGCCGAUGAAUAUGUCCAGAACUACUUCUUCUGAAGGAUUAAAGUUACCACCUUUGAAUCAUUCACCACCUACCAGAUUGAUCUCUGUGGAAUCUAACUCUAGCAUCGGAUCAAUUAACAAUUCUAGCGGUGUUUUCAGCCAAGCUAGUUCGACAUCUCAUUCAUUAGGCACUUCUCCAGAAACUGCUUAUCCACCAACAGUUGGCGCUACUACUCCUUCAUUUACUAACUUGAAUGAUUACUUCCUGAGUAAAAACACAAGAAUUUUUAAUGCUAGUUCCACUUCCUUAAGCUCGUUAACAAGCAAACUUAGAGUUUCAAAUUCUUCCAACAACUUAACUGCAUUGCCAAGAAUGAUUACUCCUUUGAACAAGUCAAGUUCUCAAUCUUCAAAAAUUACAAAACAACAAUCUUCUACAUCAUUAAACUUGGAAUUUUUCCAACAAUCUCAAUUCAGAAAAUCACGUCCAAACUCACCAACAAUGGGCAGCAAACGUCAAGUACCUACUGGACCAACAACACAACAAGCACCAUUUGUAAUUUCACCAAACGAUACCCCAUUACAAACUCCAAUUCAAUCUCCACAUUUACGUCCGGCAUCUGCUGCUCCUCCAUCUACUGGUUUCGAUAGAUUGUUGAUUGCUGAAGCCACAGAAAAGUUGGCCAGUAUUGCUAAUAAGGGAACUACAUUGCCUCCAAUUAGAUCUGUGUUAAGCUUCACUUCCUUGAAAGACUAUCCUGAACCAGUAGUUCAGGAUAAAAAGAUGAAUUUGAAUAACAUUUUACAAUAAGCGGGUUUUACUACGUUUCGGUUUUGUAUAUUUUGGGUAUCUUAAUUUUGUAUAUGGGUAGGAAUUUCUUAAUAAAAAUUGUAUUAUU
Messenger RNA from Spathaspora passalidarum NRRL Y-27907, 1496 nucleotides. RefSeq names its product transcription factor (gene MIG1). The transcript has a single exon. The coding region runs from base 35 to 1408 and encodes 457 amino acids. Lineage: Eukaryota; Fungi; Ascomycota; Pichiomycetes; Serinales; Debaryomycetaceae. The record is from RefSeq and is a predicted model, not a curated record. Gene Ontology annotation, cellular component: nucleus; cytoplasm. Gene Ontology annotation, molecular function: RNA polymerase II cis-regulatory region sequence-specific DNA binding.